CUGUGCCUCACGUCACUCGUCGCGUAUCUGUAUCGAGCUGCGUCCUGUCCAAACCCUGUCGUGCCGGUACGUGAGCGCCUUUCUAGCUCCGUUGUUUUUCGGCCCAUCUUUAGGCCUGCUCCGCCCAGCCCAGCACAUCCGCACCCGCGUGGACAGUCGCCACUUUUCCCCUCUCCGUUUACAUACUUUGCCCGCCCACUCCUCGCACUUUCUCUUUCUUCCAUUAUUCCUCACAGUCGAAGUCGUUGCUAGACGUACCCCUCGAACUGUAUCAAUCCAGCAUCUGUUGUUGUGCUGACUCCGCCAUCUGUCAGCUACCCCGCCGCCACCCACACACCUUUGCCACACCACCACGCUUCAUCUGCCAUCUGUCGUCUGAACCCUCACCAUGCCUGCUGAACGUCGAACCUUUACUUCGACCAGACCGGUCAAGACCGAGCGCACUCAUGAAGAGAACCAGGAGCGUGCCUACAUUGCUGCCUCGCGCCGCAGCGACCGUAGUCUAGAGGCUCGCAUUGAGUCGGCACGCAGGGCUUCUGAGAUUCACAAGAAGCGUACUGGCCGUGCUUUGCGUGUGACUGAACAGGAUGUCAUCAAUGAAGAGAUGUACGAAGAGGAGGACGAUGAUCUGCCCACCCAGUACCAGCGCUUGAAUGCGCAUCUGCACACUACCUCUGUCAUGUUUAACAAGAAGCUCCAUGAUUACAUUGCGACACAGCACGGUGUCCGAAACAUGUUCAUGUCGCAGUACCAAAAUCAAGGCCCGGCGUUCCCACAGUUUGGUCAGCAGUAUCCAGCCAAUGGUGCUUCACUUCCACAGGCAAACAACUGGCUUAACCCUUCCAUGCUACCACCACAACAAUUCACACCGGCUUCUCCUCAGAGUUUCCAGCAAGCGCAGCCGUUCAGCCCGACUUCUACUCAACCACAACAGGGCUACCGUCAGUCACCGUACCACAUUCCUCAGCGGACCCAGUCUCACCAGCGCGCUCUUUCGAUUCAACUGCCUCACGGCGCAUCGCACUUUGAUCCAUCAGCUCAGCCGGCAAGUGCAGGUACCACGACGCCACAGACCGAGCUCAACCGAAGACUGUCUCUACCACCGCAAGCUUUCCAGCAAUCAAACCAAACAGUAGAGCGACCAACGCGCCCUUCGCUAUCGCGUUCGCCUACUGCGCAUUCGCUUCAACAUCGCCAGUCAUCUUCACCACAGACUGCUUCGCCAAAUGCGGCUUCAGUCCAUGACGCUGCAACUGCUCAAAGCGACCCUAACACGCCUACUUCCUAUUCUUACAGCCCAACGAACUACCCAUACAGUUCGCAAGCACUUAACUCAAACCCUUUGACCUUGUCCAUGCCACCUGAGUCACAGCAGUUCUUGGGUUCCGUCCUCGAUCAGAACGAUCCUCGCACUGCUAUCUUCAUGGCUGGUAGCGACAAUCUUCCUCAGCCAUUUGCUCCAACCUACACCUACAACCCCAACAAGGUUACACGGACACCGAGCAGCGCAAGCAUGUCAGAGAACGCUACUGGUUCCGCUCAGACUCUAUCCUCAGGCCUUAAUCUGAAGACUGAGCCCGUCUCUGAUACCACAUCAUUAUCAAUGCCGAGCGCUAUAUCCGAUGGUUUUUACUCCAACGAUUCGUUCUUGACACCUGGCAAUGGUGACUACAGUGCCUUCUUCGACUUCCAAGGCGGUGAUUUUACACAGUCCUUCGAUGACCAGUCCGCGAACGACCAAGACAACGGCAAUAGCCUUGUCAACUGGGACUAGGCUUCUUUCCCUUCUUCUGUUUAUUCCUUUUUCUUAGGCCAAAGGCCCUUUUGUAUGAUCCUCUUUGGGUCUUGUGUGUUGACUGCCUUGAUACUUUGCUACGCUUUUGGGUAACGGUUCUGGUUUCACACGCACAUGAUACCUUUUGUACAGUGUCGUUCACGAGGUUACGACUGGAGGCGUUGCGUGGAGUUUUUCACAUGGGCUCAGAAAAAGCUCCAUAUGUUCAGCAUACAAGCGUAUCCUUCUGCAGGCGCUUCGAGGUUGCUGUCGCCUGUAUAGCGAUCUCCUCUCUCGGUAACACUUCAACCCGAAGUGCUUACUUGUAAUACAUAAUUGUAACGGCUAUUAGUCGUAUGCGAUUCAUCGUGCAUUCCUACUGUGUGUGACUUGCACGUGAUGUAUCGUCAAAAACCUCGGUAUACAGCUGCAUGUUGCAUUUCGGUUUUGCGAACAUCAUAGUCAUACGCAAAAUGGCUUUCAAUA
This is a messenger RNA of Alternaria alternata, 2260 nucleotides long. RefSeq lists its product as hypothetical. The coding region runs from base 389 to 1774 and encodes 461 amino acids. NCBI's taxonomy places the organism in Eukaryota, Fungi, Ascomycota, Dothideomycetes, Pleosporales, Pleosporaceae. The record is from RefSeq and is a predicted model, not a curated record. The transcript has 2 exons.